This is a messenger RNA of Uloborus diversus, 717 nucleotides long. Its product is annotated as transmembrane protease serine 9-like. The transcript has 7 exons. Gene Ontology annotation, biological process: proteolysis. Bases 1 to 717 code for a protein of 238 amino acids. Gene Ontology annotation, molecular function: serine-type endopeptidase activity. The record is from RefSeq and is a predicted model, not a curated record. NCBI's taxonomy places the organism in Eukaryota, Metazoa, Arthropoda, Arachnida, Araneae, Uloboridae.
AUGGAGGAGGCACCAAGUGUAUCUGAAGAAUCUGAGAAUAAACCAGACGAACUUGUGCCAAGAAUCGUAAAUGGUAAAGAAGCGAGAGAAGGAGAAUUUCCUUACACGGUAGCACUUCAUCGCCAAGGAAGAUUCAUAUGCACUUCCUUUUUAAUAUCACCCAACAUAGUUAUGACAGCUGCUCACUGCGUGCAAUCAGGCAACGAUGUCCAGCCCGCGUCCGCCUUCUACGGUAUCAUCGGAAACAUUCGUAGGGAAGGUCCUGAUACUAGAAUCGAAUUCAGCGAGGUGAGGCCACACCCCCAAUAUGGUGAUGGGACAUCUGAGUACGACAUAGCAGUUUUCAGAACAACUCAACCCGUGGAAUACAGCAACAACAUUCAACGUAUUUGUCUUCCAGCUGCUGGCAGAGAAUUCGAAGGAGAGAACGUCAUCUCUGUGGGAUGGGGAGUUACAUCAACAGAGGAAACUAGAGGCAAUCGUGUAUUCGUGUAUGGAAGAAUCAGAUUUCGUGGUGAGGAAUUGAUGGGUGAUUCCGGAGGCCCUUUGGUGUUCGAUGACCCAAGCGGAAGGAACAUUUCCAUUGGUGUGACGUCAUUUGGUUCUUUUCUGGGCUGUGGAAGACCGUACGUUCCUGUGGUUUAUACAGCCACAUCCGCUUAUAACGACUGGUUGAUUCAGACUGUAGGAGAAGACGAGGAUAUUUGUUUUGUAUGA